UGCCGAGCUUCCUGCACAGAUGCGCACAGUCUCCCACUGUAGCCGCCGCUUCAGCUGCUCCUCCGCUGCAUCCCAAUCAUUCCUCUCCUCACCGUCCCCUUCUGGCUGCUGCAGCGGACCGGGCUGGAGACAGGGAGCUGGUAGUCCGCGGCGCAUCGCCGUGCCAACAACAGGAUUUCUAAAGUCUGUCACGACUCCGUGCGCCACAGAGACGCACUAGAUUGAUAAGGACAGUUGAGUGUAUCUUUGACACAAUGCAAAAUCGGCGACUGAAGUCCGUGGGAAAUCCGCAAAGUUGUUAGGAGCUAGGUGUUUCUCACCUGUCCGAACAUUUUUGAUUUCAGUUUAAAAUUUUCAACCACUUUGUCCAAAUCUCUCCGCUCCGCGCCACCGCCGCCGCCGCUGCCUCCAGGUAAGGGCAUGGAUCUCCUUUUGUUCCGUCACCCGGCAGAUCUCUCCAGCCGGGACCGAAUGUAAGGACCAGUGGAUCGGUGCUUGUGGAGGAUCCAGCCGCGCUUUUUCUCUGACCACGUUACCUCUCGGCUAGAAGUACCUCAUAUAAAGCCGGUGAUAAAUGUUGCAGCAGACAUGAGUUUUGGAAACAGAUUUUUCCUCGUUUCACUCUUUCUUGGAAUUGUCCUCACUGGCUUCAGCCACUGCAACCAAGUUGUGCUGCUGGAUACAACGUCUGUGCUUGGAGAGCUUGGAUGGAAGACGUAUCCUAUAAAUGGGUGGGACGCCAUCACGGAGAUGGACGAGCAUAACCGGCCCAUCCAUACUUUCCAGGUUUGCAAUGUGAUGGAGCCCAACCAGAACAACUGGCUUCGCUCCAACUGGAUCUCUCGACAGGCUGCCCAAAAGAUCUACGUGGAACUUCGCUUCACCCUGCGUGACUGCAACUCCAUCCCUUGGGUGUCUGGCACCUGCAAAGAAACCUUCAACCUUUUCUACCAUGAGACCGAUGAGGCUCACGGUGUCAAAUUCAAGCCCCCACAGUACACCAAGAUCGACACCAUCGCUGCCGAUGAGAGCUUCACUCAGAUGGAUCUUGGAGAUCGCAUCCUCAAGCUCAACACAGAGGUGCGUGAGGUGGGACCCAUGACCAAGAAGGGCUUCUAUCUGGCGUUUCAGGACAUUGGUGCCUGCAUUGCUUUGGUUUCUGUGAGGGUUUACUAUAAGAAAUGUCCAUUCACGCUGAGGAACCUGGCCUCAUUUCCGGACACAGUGCCUCGUGUGGACUCUUCCUCAUUGGUGGAGGUGCGGGGGGCAUGUAUUGACCAUGCUGAAGAAAGAGACACACCCAAACUGUUCUGUGGAGCUGAUGGAGACUGGUUGGUCCCCUUGGGAAGAUGUGUCUGCAGCGUUGCAUAUGAGGAGAUUGAUGGCACAUGUACUGCUUGCCAACCAGGCUUCUAUAAGGCAUACGCUGGAAACGUCAAGUGUUCAAAGUGCCCUCCGCAUAGUUUCAGCUAUGGAGAAGGGGCUGCUAUCUGCCGCUGUGAGGCGGGCUUCUUCAGGGCUGAGAGAGAUCCUCCAAGUAUGGCUUGUACACGCCCUCCAUCUCCUCCCCGCAACUUGAUCUUUAACCUGAACGACACCUGUCUGAUGCUGGAGUGGUCACCCCCCAGUGACACAGGAGGCCGCCGGGAUCUCACCUACAACGUCCAAUGCAAACGCUGUGGUCCCGAGCCCAACCAGUGCCAGUUCUGUGAGGAGGAGCUUCGUUUCUUACCGCGACCAUUAGGCCUGACAAACGCCACCGUCACUGUCAUGGACUUCUCAGCACACGCCAACUAUACCUUUGAGAUCGAGUCCCUAAAUGGUGUGUCAGACAUGAGCUCCUUCCCUCGCCAGGUUGCCGCCAUCACCGUCAGCACUGAUCAGGGUGGUCCGUCUCUGGUUGGGACUCUGAAGAAGGACUGGGCCUCUCCAAACAGCAUUGCUCUCUCCUGGCAGCAACCCGAACAAACAACACUGCCCAUCCUCGACUACGAGAUCAAAUAUUAUGAGAAGGAACAUGAGCAGCUGAGCUACUCGUCGACGCGCGCCAAGGCUCCCAGUGUGAUCAUCUCAGGUUUAAAACCAGCCACCUGGUACGUCUUCAGCGUACGCACCCGCACGCCAGCUGGAUACAGUUCCUACACUCCUAAAUAUGAAUACAAAACUACAGGAGACUCUUCAGACAUUGCUUCUGACCAGGGCCAGGUGUUGGUCAUCGUCACAGCAGCGGUUGGUGGCUUUACCCUCCUCGUCAUCCUCACCCUCUUCCUCCUGAUCACUGGAAGGUGUCAGUGGUACUUUAAGGCCAAGAUGACUUCAGAGGAGAAGAGGAGGACCAAUUAUCAGAACGGACAUGUCCCUUUCCCUGGGAUAAAGACCUAUGUGGACCCUGAUACAUAUGAAGACCCCACACAAGCUGUUCACGAGUUCACCAAGGAGAUCGACCCCUCCAGGAUCCGCAUUGAGAGGGUGAUCGGCGCCGGUGAGUUUGGUGAGGUGUGCAGUGGCCGCCUGAGAACACCAGGGAAGAAGGAGAUUGCCGUGGCGAUAAAGACACUGAAAGGAGGCUAUGUGGAGCGUCAGAGGCGGGACUUCCUGCGCGAGGCGUCAAUCAUGGGCCAGUUUGACCACCCAAACAUCAUCAGGCUGGAGGGCGUGGUCACCAAAAGCAGGCCUGUGAUGAUUGUGGUUGAGUACAUGGAAAAUGGAUCGCUGGACUCGUUUUUAAGGCAACACGACGGUCACUUCACUGUCAUCCAGUUGGUUGGCAUGCUGCGUGGCAUCGCCUCGGGCAUGAAGUAUCUGUCAGACAUGGGCUACGUUCACCGAGACCUGGCAGCUCGAAACAUCCUGGUCAACAGCAAUCUGGUGUGUAAAGUGUCAGACUUCGGCCUGUCCCGAGUCCUGGAGGACGACCCAGAGGCCGCUUACACCACAACGGGUGGUAAGAUCCCCAUCCGAUGGACCGCUCCUGAGGCCAUCUCAUACAGGAAGUUCUCCUCAGCCAGUGACGCAUGGAGUUAUGGAAUCGUAAUGUGGGAAGUGAUGUCAUAUGGGGAGCGGCCAUACUGGGAGAUGUCCAAUCAGGAUGUGAUUCUGUCUAUCGAAGAGGGCUACCGGCUGCCUGCACCCAUGGGCUGCCCCGUGGCCCUGCACCAACUGAUGCUGCACUGCUGGCAGAAGGAGAGGAGUCAUCGGCCCAAAUUCACCGAUGUUGUUACCUUCUUGGAUAAGCUGAUCCGUAACCCCAGCAGCCUGCUGCCACUGGUAGAAGACAUUCAGAGUCUACCAGAGUCUCCAGGGGAGGAAAUGGACUACCCAAUGUUCAUCUCCAUCGGCGACUGGCUGGACUCCAUUAAGAUGAGUCAGUAUAAGAGCAAUUUCAUGGCAGCUGGCUACAACACAUUGGAUUCUGUGGCGAGGAUGAGUAUUGAAGAUGUGAGGCGUAUAGGGGUGGAGCUGAUCGGCCACCAGAGGCGGAUCACCAGCAGCGUACAGACCCUCCGCCUUCAGCUACUGCACGAACAGGAAAAGGGUUUCCAUGUAUGAGGACACCCUUUAACACAACCUGGGACGGACAGAUAGAUGGACAAGACGGAAGUGAAGUCUAGACCGUUGGACAGACAGUCAAUACAGCCUGUGCCUGAGUCUUAACCCCUCAUACAGGAGGUCAUUGGACAGACUACCACAGCAGACUGCCCCCUGGUCUCCCUCACAUCCAGUAGUAACAGACUCUUUCCUACUAUACACCCCUUACCCAGAAUACCUGGCUCUGCCUGAUAGACUUUAAAGACUGGCCCAGGCCCUCACUUAGGGGAAUGUAAUGCCUUGUUGCAGCAGCAGUACUUUGUGUGUGGAGCAACAAUAUCUAGAGAUGUAGAUUUGCAAACGUAAUCUACUGAAUCUUUUGACUCUUCUUUUCUCUUUUUCUUUUUCUGCUCCGAGUUAUGUGCUCAUGUAGCUGCUAUCGGGUGUGCAAUCGAAAAGUAUUUGAAAAAAAGUAUCCUCAAUAUUUUUUAUUUUGGAGUUUGAUAAUUUAUCAUGAAGGUUUUAUUUGCAUCGCUUUAGUUUACCCUCUCUCCAGAGAAUCUGGUACGCUAAUACUUGAAGAAAGAAGUGAGAAGCAAGUUACGGAGAUUUGUUGAAUGUUUAAAAGUGUAUAGACAAUUAAUCGAUAAUUAUUAUCAUAACCUAAUAUCUAUAUAUGUGCAGUCCUGUAUGUGAAAGCCCUAGUAAAUCUGGAUCUUAUUUAAGAUGUUUUAUUUAUUUAAGAUUUUUAUCCAAAUCAGCAAUACGGUAUUAUGCAGUCACCUCAGUAUCUCAGACGAGAGAGAGAUGAAGAAUUGCACCAUGAGAGAACUCUUGUUGACACAUAAACAUGAGGCUCACACUACACCAUCCACCUGUUUUUACUGUCACACGAUAAGCUUGCAGAACUGGAUCCGUUGCCUUCAGAUGAACAACCAUACAAGUCUAUUCUGACAGUUUUUAACAACUGGUGUACUCACAGUUGUGCGGUAAGCCUGAUUUAUUUUGGAUUGUGAAUGUUAUUCAUUGCCUGAAAGUACACAAUCUCCACUGUCUUAACAUAUGAAUGUUCACAGAACUUAGAUAUAGAUAGGAGAUGAUUGAUAUUGUCUGGAAACUUGGCAUGGACUUAUAUGGUUCUUCAGAAUCAGCUGAUUUCAUAUACAUUUUAUUUUCUUUUUGCCUGCACACACACUAAUACAGUGCACUUCUGGGGCAGAGUUGAUCCAAGAUGUCAGAGCAGAAUAAUCCACCAUAUAGGUGCACAGUAACUGGAUGGAUUUCACUCCAGUCUGUUCAUACAUUGUGGUCGUGUAAAAGUUGUGGCGUUUGUGGCAGUUUGGGAAACAAGUGUACAUAGACGUAAGGUGAAACGAAACCGUUGGAUCCGCAGUAGAUGAUGUCAAGUUGUCAGAUUAUGCCAUUAAAAUCGCCAUUUUUCUUCAUGUGCUAAGUCAGUUAGUGGUGAAUAGGCAGCGCUGCAGAGUAUAACUAGUUAGCUGAAUUGUUGGCAGCAGAAGUAGCUAAAACCUGGUGGAUGGGAACAGGUGAGAAAAGGCAGUAGUCAGUAGGAUUGUGUGAUCAGGACAGAGCUGUCCCACAGAGACAGGAAGUGACUCUAAGGACAGCUGAGAGAGAACAAACAUAAACAGCAGCAUCAUAACUCAUCAUGUGUCAUCCUAACAUCAACAGUGACAAACACACACACGCACCCACACACUCGCACACACACACAGAAUGCCUUACAGUCCGUUAACCAUGCAAGACGGAAACACUUUAGAGUGGUUCAUAAGUUUCAGUGCAGUCACAGGACCUAGCCAUUAGUUUGAGUUGUAUUCCAUAAUUCAGGAGAACACCCGCCCCUCUACAGCUGCAGUUUACCUUACAAACUGGGGCUUGAUGAUUAAUGUCCAAGGCAAACCGGAUCCAGAGAUCUGUGCCUUUCGGUCAACAUGUAGUUAUGCAUCCAGGCCUGCAGGAGUAGAACAAAGGUGCACGCACACAUCCAAACACACACAUACAUAUUUGCACACACACGCUCCCGGUCACCACCCCUCUACAGAAAAAGGAGAAUAUCAGAUGCUGUUUGUUUAGCAUGUUCUACUGCUGAGCAAUGUUAGAACGUUCUUUUGUACAAAGUACAAGUAUACUUAUAAUUCUUGUAUUUUAUUUUUCUAUAAUUUCCAAAGAGAUGUUGUAGAUCUUGCACACUGUA
This is a messenger RNA of Epinephelus fuscoguttatus (brown-marbled grouper), 5743 nucleotides long. Its product is annotated as ephrin type-A receptor 6-like. The record is from RefSeq and is a predicted model, not a curated record. The coding region runs from base 589 to 3549 and encodes 986 amino acids. Gene Ontology annotation, biological process: protein phosphorylation; cell surface receptor protein tyrosine kinase signaling pathway; axon guidance. Gene Ontology annotation, cellular component: plasma membrane; neuron projection. Lineage: Eukaryota; Metazoa; Chordata; Actinopteri; Perciformes; Serranidae. Gene Ontology annotation, molecular function: protein binding; ATP binding; transmembrane-ephrin receptor activity. The transcript is spliced from 17 exons.